CUGCGAAGCCCUUCGAUGCGUCGUCCUUUUUUGUUCUUUCGAUUUGUAUUCGUUAUUGUUCACGGCUCCCUGGGGUCCAGAUGCACUUAGAUACCCACGGAGAAACUCAACUACCGCAUUCGCUGAGCCGUUCCGCACACUGAUGCUAUCGUCCCUCACUCGCCGAAGCCUUUACCGCCCUUUCCACUCCUUUCGUGCGCGCUUCUUAACCACGUACCCUAAACCCGUUUCACCUUACGUGAAGGUAUGGGAUCCCACCGCACACGUACCCCUCAAGCCUGUGGAGUCGUCCGCCGAGUGGAGGGUCGCGACGAAGGAUGCGACGGAGGAUGAUGAGCGAAAAAUCGAGCGAAAACAGUGGCGCGAUACCCAAGGAGUGACCAUUGCCUCCAAGACACGUCGGCUGGGACAACGCCAUGCAAUCAAGCGUCUGAAUUACUAUCUUUCGCUUGCCGCCGAUACGGUGGUGUGCAAGGAGAGUAUCCGCACUCAAUUAUGGAGAGCCUACGCGUUGGCCAAGAGGCAAAUCUCAGGCUUGCCAUCUAUACUACCGGAUAGGGCCUGGGACAUCAUAUGGGCUACCCAAUGGGCGCACACCCCGCAAAAUCGUUCCCGACGAUCGCACCUAGAAGAAUUGUACCGCGACAUGAAUUCGGUGGGCAGGGCGACAACUGUAGGGCAAAGGACUGCGUAUCUUGAGAGCAUCUUCCUUAAUGGGAAGGAAGAGCAGGCAUUGAAAGAAUGGGAAGAAGACCAUAGCGGCCUGAGCACUGGCUCGCGACAGGACUACAAGCCCGAGCACCUGGAGAUGGGAGCGAAGCUACACGCCCUAGCCGGGAACGCGGACCGAGCGCGAGCGAUCAUGCACGAGCUCUUCGACCUAUAUUCGGACUGGGACUCAUCCAUCAUGAUGAGUGUAUUUCGCGCUCAUACUAGCGCAGGUACCGAUCAACUAUCCGACGUAGCCAAGGAAAUAUACGCAAAGAUGCGGGAACGGAUGGGUAGCAAGAUGGAACUGCAGGAUUACGAUUCUUGCCUGGUGGGAUUCUUGGAAGCUCGCCAUGUCCGCUAUGCGAAACAAGUCUUUCGAGACAUGAUCAAGGACGGCUAUCUGGCCUCAGCCUUUUCCGCUCGGCAAGUCGAGGAAGUCUUGGAGAGGCUGCAUCUCCUCUACCGCCUCGGCACCGAUAUUGAAAAGAUGACCAGUAUUGCGCUUCAGGCGAUUUCGGUCCUCCCGCAGCCAUACCAUUCGCACGUGUUUAAAGAUUGGAUGAAAUCGGCUGUUGUCAAGAAGGCACCCGCAGCUUCGGCCCAGAUCUUGGAUAUGAUGUAUAAUAGAGGUUGCAAGCCGGAGACAGUCCACUUCAAUCUCCUCCUGAAGGCUCUACUCCGGACGAAGGACGAGCCACACAUCCUGAAAGCCGAGAACAUCGGCUGGACGAUGAUCGAGGAAUCUAGAAGAUCGUCCUCAAAGAAGCUUGACGAUGAGGCAGCGGCCGACAUCAUCUCGAAGAAGGCCAUUCAGACUGCGGAGACGGCUCUCGAUUCUGAUAUUGCCAGGAAGAUACCACAGGCUAACGUCACGACAUUCGCUCUCAUGAUGCGGCAUCACGCCAGCAAUUUUCAAUGGGAGCAUGUUGACUACCUAGCGAGACGCUUGAAGGAGACGGGUAUCCAACCCAACGCUGCGGUUAUGAACGUCUUAAUGGACAAUCAUUGCCGGCAAGGGAAGUACAGCGAAGCGUGGCGGACCUACAAAUCCUUAACCGAUAUUCCAGAAGGUGCUCCAGGAGUGUAUCCGGAUGGAGCUACCAUGAGAUGCUUGUGGAAGACUCUGCGCCUUGCACUUGGUGACCACGCCACUCGAGACGAUCCCGGCCUUCCUACACCGCGCCAAUUACUGGCCGAGAUGAUACAUUGGUGGACGCGUUGUCGGAGCAGAUACGACGUCGAGCGCUUUCGCAUGGGCCUAGCCGCUGCAGACCACGGCGCAAUAACCAAUCUUAUGAUGCAUUGCUUCAGCUAUAUCCAAGAUCUCCCGGGUUCGCUUGUUGCUCUUCACGUCUUGAGGAAGAGAUUCGACAUCUUCCCAUCCGACAAGGCGGCUGAGGUGUUGCAGAAGCAGACAGCCUGGGUUGACAUGCACCGAGAGAUGCAGUCCGUCCGGUCGCAGUAUUAUCACAGCGGAGUCAACCAGAAGAACGUGGAGAAGAUGGGCCGAGUCUUCAAUCUGCUCAUGGAGAGGAGGUUUGAGCGGAUGAACCUCAUCGGAGACCAGUUUGCAUACAUGAGUGAAGAGGAGGUCGGAGAUUUAGGGUUGAAUCUCUUAUCGGAGUUCGUCCGAGUCAUUCUGAAGCGACAGUAUCCUCCCGAGGCGGUUGAGGCGCUGAUUGAUGAGGCGAAGAAAGAAAUUGAGGUCUCAGAUAUGCCAACGGGAGACAUGGAUGCUUUCAGUGUUGCUUAGCCUGCAUCUGUAGCGACAUGAGCAUGCAAUUGCAUGACGGAGCGGUAUCCGUCCCAAACUGCUGUAGAAUGUUAAUCUCCAGCUUUGCCUGGUCCUUAGCCUCAUCUCCACGAGAUGUUUCUUCAGCGCUGCAACGGCGUCUUGAACGUUCCUUGCAUAAUCUUCAAUGAUUAGAGCUUGGAUUGUAAGGCGGUGGACAUCUUGGAUAUGGACAGCGCUGAGGGGAAGAGUGAUCGACAUGAGAGGACAACGGAUACCGGAGCUCGAAAAGAAGAAGGGAUCCAAACAUUCAAGUUUCAUCAUAAUCAUUAUAAAGACAUUCAACC
Molecule: messenger RNA, 2790 nt
Organism: Trematosphaeria pertusa
Lineage: Eukaryota; Fungi; Ascomycota; Dothideomycetes; Pleosporales; Trematosphaeriaceae
Exons: 1
Coding region: 143-2464 (773 amino acids)
Molecular function (GO): protein binding
Source: RefSeq, a predicted model, not a curated record